AUCAACCCUCCAAAAACUCAGUAAUAUACAUUAUCACGUACACUUUCGAUAUCUUUAACAUGACAAAACAAGGUCUCAUUAUCUUGUCAUUCCUCUUUUUUUACCACUUCACCACAUCUCUUGCUCAAUCUCAGGCCCACGCUCCAUCCCAUGUCAAAGCUGAAGCCCCGGCAGCCAAACCACCAAUAUCGAAGACACAAGCUGUGGAACCGCCGUCUGAAGUACCACUCAUUCAAGCGCCACCUCACAAAUCACUGGUUGCGCCCACCAACGUCUCCAAAAUCCUUGAAAAGGCUGGCGGUUUCAGUGUCUUCAUUCGCCUACUGAGGAGCACCUCAGUAAGUAUCCAGAUUGAAAAUCAACUCAAUGUCUCUAACAGCUUGACCAUUUUCGCUCCAUCAAACGGUGCGUUUUCGGCUCUCAAACCGGGCACUCUCAACUCCCUCUCCACCGAAGACAAAGUCCAGCUCGUACAAUACCACAUUCUUCCAUCCUUUGUUUCUCUCCAAAACUUCCAGACUCUAAGCAACCCUGUACGGACCCAAGCCAGCAAUACUUAUGACUUCCCACUGAACAUUACAGUGGAAGGUAGUUGGGUCAACAUUUCAACAGGACUUGUUAAUACCACAAUAUCCGCGACAGUUUAUGAAGAUAAUCAGCUUGCUAUUUAUAAGGUCGAUAAGGUGUUGCUUCCUCUUGGCAUUUUCGCUCCAAGGCCGAAGCGUUUGGCUCCUGCACCCGCGCCAGUUAAACCGUCCUCUUCAUCAUCGUUUUCAUCGGAUAGCCCAAUUGAAGCGUUGGAUGCGUCGAAUGCCCUCAGUGUCACCAGAAGUGGUUUUGCGACAACUAUUGGAGGAUUUGCUUUGGUGGCCACAAUUUUCAUGAUGCGGUAACUUUGGAAAUAAUGAAUGUUUUAACGAAUGGUUAUUUUGAGUUUUGAUUAAUAGUUGUAAUAAUUGUUUGUAGUUGGAUCGACUGAUGAAAAUAUAUGGUUCUUUGAUUGGCU
Molecule: messenger RNA, 1006 nt
Organism: Humulus lupulus (European hop)
Lineage: Eukaryota; Viridiplantae; Streptophyta; Magnoliopsida; Rosales; Cannabaceae
Product: fasciclin-like arabinogalactan protein 12
Exons: 1
Coding region: 60-893 (277 amino acids)
Source: RefSeq, a predicted model, not a curated record